AUGGCCCUAAAACGGAUUCAGAAGGUGAGAGAACCCGCUCGGCCAGCCGGGGGCUAAAUGGCGGCUGGAGGGAGCCCCGGGCCCAGCCCUGCCCCCGCCAUACACCAGGCCUGCCGUAAAACGGCCUCUAACGAUAGCAGGGGAUCAGACGGCGGCCCGCGGGCCUUGUCACGGAAAGGAGGGGGUAUGACUAACAACCGUAAUGCGAACAGAGCUGGCGGCGGAACCAAGGACACCGCGGUACCGUUGCCACAUAGUGAGCCGUUUAUGGAAGCGCCCGCGCAUGCGCACAACCCGGAGAACAGCCUCUCCCACACAGUGCCGCGCGGUGCGCAUGCGCCGCUCUGUCUCAGUGGCGGAAGUGGUGCUUUGCGCAUGCGCUUUGAGUCGAAUUGCUUCUGGGCUUCGUUGCGCAUUAGCUGUGAGUGACAGCUGCACACACCUCCUCCUCUGUCUCCAGUAUCACUGCCAGAUAGUGAUCCCAGACCAGCUGCUGGGGACAGACCUUACAUGGGAAGAGGGGACGGGGGGGGAGGGAGAGAGGACACAUAUAUCACAACCAUGGGGCAAACAGUAAUUUCAUCAUGUCUUAACAGUUAAUUGGACAUGUGUUAUGGAGAGUAUGUUAUUAAACCAGUAGGGAUAUCAAUGAUUGUAUACCUCCAGAUGUGAUGGGUGUUUAAUAUGAAUUGUAGGCCAAGUUGUUUUUAUAUAAACAAAUGUGGUGUUUUGUGGCUUUCAGAGGCUCGAGAAGCAUGGUUGGACCACUGGUAGUAACGUGAUUUCCAGGGAUGCCGAUUACAAAAUGUAUUACGGAUCAGAAACUGUAUAGCAGUUCUGUCUGUAAUGGAUCACAAACCUUAUAUGUGUAAAUAAAUUAUUUGCUGAAACCUAAAGUCUUGUAUUUAAAACUACAAAAAUAUGGAAGGCCAUCAUGAUGCUGUGUUUUUAAAAGUGGUUUCCAACAUUGUAAAAAUGGAGUGAAUAUUAGUGAAAGUGUCAGCAGGUGUGCAUGGAGAUUUACUCAGUUUUAUAACUGUGCAGCACUUAUCAGAUUAUUCCCAUUAAAUGGACACUCCAGAUCCCUAAAUAACUUCUGCUUAGUAAAGUGCUAAUGUGCGAAAAGCAUCUUUUUUUUUGUUUUGUUUUUCUUUUCUAAACGUACUGAUUUCAAAUUGAAUUUGACACUCUUAUAAAUUUAAUUGUGAAACCGACUUGUUGCCAUUGAGAUAAAUGCUCCUGUUACUUCCUGGUUGCUUAGCUCAGUGGAGUUAAAGGGACUCUCCAGUGCCAGGAAAACAAAUCCAUUUUCCUGGCACUGACCCUGCAGUGCUCCCAUCCCAUGUUGCUGAAGGGGUUAAAACACCUUCAGUGACUUACCUGAAUCCAGUGCCGAUGUCUCUCAGGUGGUGCUGGGCCAGGCUCUGCCCAAGCUCGGGGAAGAUCUAACGCGCAUCCUAUAAGGAUUUUGGCGACGCUGGAGGUCCUCAUGCAUAGCAUGAGCACGUGCAGCGUCAUUUAAAACACUUUUCAUGUUUUAAGAACAUGGAAGUCCCUCUAGUGGCUGUCUGAGGAGGACUUAACCCUGCAAGGUAAUUAUUGCAGUUUAUAAAAACUGCAAUAAUUACACUUGCAGGAUUAAGGGUGAUGGGAGUUGGCACCCAGACCUCUCCAAUGGGCAGAAGUGGUCUGGUAGCCUGAAGUGUCCCUUUAAACUCAAGAUUGUGAAUUAAUGUUUUCUUAUAACCACAGUCAACAGGGUAUCCACUGAGAUAAAUAAUGCACAGGAAAGGCCUUCAUAAUACCCAAUAAUCUAUUGUGGGGGAAAAAAAAAAAAAUACAUGCGCAAACCACACACACAUAAGUCAGGCAAAUGUGUCAUAAUAAUACCUUGCAUAAUACAAUGCCCACAUAAGCACUCAAGGUUGGGGAGGACAAAAAAAUAAACUAAAUAUUUUGUGUCUACUAUGAGAUUCUUUCUCAAGACUAGAACACCCCGGUGUAACAACCAACUUUAAAAAGAUUGCACAAGGCAAAACAUUCCUCAUCCAGACUAACAGCUCACUUUUACAGCCUGCAGAAAAGGGAAAAAACAUUGGUUUUUGAAAGCUAAAUGCAAGAGGAUGCAAGCUCCUGCCUUGCAGAUACUUCUCAUUGGGGAGUCUGUGAUUGGGCAGCCACAGUCUGAACGGAGUUGGAGGGGAAGGACUUGCAAAGAUCUAGAGACAAGAGAACUGCAGAUUCUUCAAGUUAUUUUUGGAUAAUCUCCUAAUUGAAAAAAAUGCAUGCAUAUUUUCAUUGGGGAAUAUCUAUUAAAAAGUGAUUUUUACUUUGUUGUUUGUGGGCAGUUAGUCUCUCUUUAAAAUACAUUGUUUUGAUUCAUUGCUUUCCUAUGGUGAAGACCUAAUGGUGUGCGGUGCUCGCAACACGUGUGCAUUAUGUCCCCCCUCACAAUGACAUGAGAGGAGGUGGAGCCAGCGCCUAGGGACUUUGCUGGAAUCGGUUAAGUGUUUUUAACCCUUUCAUUGCAUGGGGGAAGAUAUAAGAGUAUAGCUUUGUUCCUUUAAGCUUAUACACUGUAUAAAGUGAGAUGGUAUAAAAGUAGGCAGGCAAGAAAGACAAUGCCCUACAACAGCAUGAGAGGACUAUGGGCUCAAUUUAAUAUUGUUCAAUAAGCCUUUCACAAGAUGUAAUAUUUUUGAUAAAUGAUUAAUAUAUGUUUUUUUCAAAAUAUUGCAAAUAUAAAAUAUUUUUCAUCAAUAAUUGUGGAAGUUAAUGCAAGCAUAUGAAAUAAUUUGCAACGCUUAUCAAGCAAUAUUAAAUUGAGGCCUAUGUCCAUUAAAUAUGUCAAGUUACUACAGAAUUACGAGUUCUAGUGGAAAGAGUUGAAUUAUAUUUUUUGAGGACGUAUGUAAUACAGGAGUGAGUUCUAUGAAAUGGGCAGUUAAUUACAACUUUCAUAAUGUUAGGUUGCUUUAAAAAAAGGUUAAGUUGGUUUAGACUCUUGUUUUCCUUCUUUUUUCUUGUCCUUUUUUUUUUUUUCUCAACGAAAAUGCUACAUACCGAAGAGUGUAUCCCUUCUGAAAUCAAACUUGAUAUGACAUCUCUUCCUUCCUUCUGAUGAUCAUACUUCUCCUUUCUGUUAUAACGUGUGCAAACUAAAAGUAUUUCAUGCCAUAAAUGAAAUAUACAUGUCUAGCUUUUAGAUGCCUUUCAAGCAACAGCAACUUUUAUAAAAAGAUGCAAUUACUUUCCCCUCCACACUAAUCACUCUUUUGUAAAUUAAUUUUAUUUUUUAAUAAAUUGAGUAAACUGUUUACAUUUUUGUUUCUAUAACUAAAUAUUCUCCCUUCACUCUAUUUAGGAGCUGAUGGAUUUACAAAGGGAUCCCCCCGCACAAUGCUCAGCAGGACCUGUGGGAGAGGACUGUACGUAAUUAAUACUUAUUAAAAUGUUCUAAAAUAUACAAAGGCAAUCAAAAAAUGGCCUGUCUCUGUAAUCAUUACACUUAUAGAUAGGAAGUGUGUUCUCAGCCAGAAGUGAGAGCUUAUUGGCUGAGAGUGUUAGCUAAUUGCUGUCAGUCAAUGAGCUAAACCCUGCACCACCAGGAUUAGCUGAGAGCUUCCACCUAGGAGGAGGCAAAGAAUGGCGCCAGCAAAAAAAAAGUAAGAAGUUAAACCAUUCCUGAACGGUUUGACUACUUACAUUGAGCAUACUCCUGGCAACACAACCACUGCAAUGCAUUGGUUAUGGUGCUUGUAGUGUUCCUUUAAAUUCCACUGUCAUUUACUAUAGUUCUAUAUUCUAGCCUCUAGCACACUAGCUCUAGAUGGAAAACCUUUACUUGUAUUGGUGCAUAUUUCUUUUUGGAGUUUUUAAACCUUUAAUUUGUGCUGUUAAUGUAUGUUGGCACCAUGAGGCUGUAACUGAUUGUAUUCUCUCUUUAUUGUGUAAAAUUACAGGAAUGAUUACUAUUUACAUAAGAUUUUUAUGCUGUAUAUCUUUAAGUAGAUAUAUCUUUGCUGCUAACAAUGCACUUUAAAUUUAGGACAGUGCUUUGUCAAGUAAAUAUCCGCCAAGUUGUGUCUCUCUGUAUUUCAGUGUUUCACUGGCAGGCGACUAUCAUGGGUCCUGUAAGUAUCUUCAUCUGCCCUUUCUGCAUCUUUGUUCUUUGAGUCUAUUCCAUUUGCUAAUCGCAUGUUUUCUAAAGUGUCAUUUAUAUUCAUACACAUUGUCUGUGCAAGGUAAAGGAACAAUCUAGGCACCAUAACUACUCUACCUGAAGUGGUUAUAAUGCCUGGAAUCCCCAGGCACCGGCCCAAAGAUCAUUGUUAAACCAAUUUCAAACCGUUUCACAUUGAAUGAGGCCUCUGGCUGCCUGAAGCCUGACCCCUCCGUGCUGCUCAGACUAAUACUGCAUUAGCCAGAGCAGCAAUGGGUGUCAGUGAUAAGCUUAGGCUGUCAGUUGAACUCUAUAACUCCCAGAGAAAGCCUUUAAGCCCCCACCCCAUAAGACCCAAAUAUUUGUGGGUCUCUAAAAAAUACAAAUGGCAAAACAGCAAAAUUAAACCUAUGCCUGAUGGAAAUGUACUGCAUUUAAUUUUUAAUUUGGCUCUUGAUAAGUAACUGAAAUUCUACAGUUCUUAAAACAAUGCAGUUUAUUUUUCAGACCACUGUAGCUUUUGCUUCAGAAUAAUCUUUAAAGUAGGAAACAAUGGCCAAAUUUGCAUACACAAAUUUGUAAUUUGGCUGGAAUUUCUGAACUAGGCAAGUCCAAUGUCAGAACCUUGCUCGUGCUUUGUAAAGUUAUUCUAUGUAAGGAGCAGGGCUGCUAGGUUUAUUUUUGCAAAAAGUGAAUGUUGUUUGCAGGUUUUUGCUGAAUAUAAUAUCUGUUACAUUGUGAACUAACAACAAUUUAGUGUAUUUUGUAGAUUUUGAAAUCCUCUAUAUAUUAUUUAUAUAACGCAUUGCAAUUCUUUCUGUGUACUCCUAAUGUAAAAAGUGAAGUCUAAGUGUGCUCUAUUUUCUCGCUGUAUUCCUAAUUCAUAAAGUGAAAGUCUAAAUGUGUUCUAACUAUUUUCUCACAAUUACAGAAUGACAGCCCAUUCCAAGGUGGUGUUUUCUUCCUCACAAUUCACUUUCCUACAGAUUACCCUUUCAAACCCCCCAAGGUAAACAGAAUGUGGAAUAUGGGACUUAUCAAGCAAUGUAAUAGACUUUUUGAACGUGAUAGAUUACGUUGGUAAUUUAAAUGGUUAUUAUAAGCAACUGACUAACCCUGACUUUGAGUUUGAUUCUGUUUUCACAGGUAGCAUUCACUACAAAAAUCUAUCACCCUAACAUCAACAGUAACGGUAGCAUCUGCCUUGAUAUCCUUCGGAGCCAAUGGUCACCAGCACUGACCGUGUCCAAAGGUCAGUGGACAUACUGAUUUCUCUCUCUUUAUGCUGAUUUCCUCUGUUACUCUUUUUAGAACAGUGCUGUUUUCUUACAUACACUACCCACUUACUGCAGGAGGUACGGUCUGGUUGACCCUGAUUUGCAUUGGACAGUAGAACGUUGGUGCGUCACUAUGUCAUUAAAAUGCUAUGGAUGCAAAGGUUGAUUUUCCAUUUUAUUCAACCACCUUUACCAAGGUAACGAUAGUGGCCUAAAAAAGCUAAAUAUUCUAACUCAUUCUAGAGAACCAAGAUGUGAAGCAGGGAGUCAGUGAGCUUUCAUUCUUUCUAGGUUGUCAUUAAAGGGACACUACAGUCACCAGAACAACUAAAACUGAUUGUAUUUGUUCUGGUGAGUAGAAUCAUUCCCCUUUUGGCUUUUUGCAAUAAACACUGUAUUUUCAGAGAAAAUGCAGUGUUUACAUUAGUAUAGUUAUAACUACACUGGCUAUUCCUUAUAUGGCUACUAGAGGUGCUUCCUGGGGCAGUGCUGCACAUUGUGCAGCACUGUUAUUCCGUGUCUGCUCAAUCUGCAUGGAGACACUGAACUUUUCUCAGAGAUGCAUUGAUUCAGUGCAUCUCUAUGAGGAGGUGCUGAUUGGCCAGGGAUGUGUUUGGUUUGCGCUGGCUGUGCCCCUGAUCUAUCUCCUUGACAGUCUCAGCCAAUCCAAAGGAAAGCAUUAUGAUUGGUUCAGAGAAUCACUUCUGAUGAUGUCAGCCAAACAGGCAGAGGCAGCAUCUGCAGACUUGUAUUCAAGUAAGAUUUUACAAUAUUUAGAGAUGCCGGGGAGCUAGAUAGUUUUAACACUAUAGAGUCAUAAAUACAUGUUUGUGUUCGUGACCCUAUAGCGUUCCUUUUAAACACUGUAGUGGGCUCUGAGAUGGUCAGUGAGUGUUUAGAUGAUCCACCUGAAGAGUUAAUAUUUAACUCAGAGAUUGUUCAUUAGUGCAGGAACAGAUUUAAACUGGCACCUGAGAAACCUGAUGUUAUCUGGAUGCCCAGGUAUAUACUGACAGUCCUUGCUGAGGUAGAGUGGGAUCUGUUCCUAAGGACAACCUGCUUCGAAUAGAUAGAGGUGUAGGAUUGCAUUUUCACAUGAAAAUUGCCAAAUAAGCAACCUAUAAGUUGCUUUUCAUGGCGUGUUUAAAGGGACUCUAUAUGCAUCUAGACCACUUAAUGUCAAUUAAGUGGUCUGUGUUCAAUGUCUAUAUAUGUUAACCCUGCAGCUGAAAACGUGUAUUGCAGGAAUGGCAGCGUUUUCAUUGCAGGUUUAACACUACUCUAGUGGCUUUCAGGAAUACAGUUAUAGCUCAAAUGUCUCUCAUUAAGAGUUUGAUUGGUGCAGUGUGGCAUGUUGCUGCACAUGUGCACUAGCCUCCCAAUGCUUCCCUCUUUGGCGUAGAUCAUUGAGACUGGUUAUCUCAGUCAAAAAGUCAGAAUGCCAGCAGGGAGACCAGUGCUAUGAAAUGUAAGGUAAUCUUUAAAUAUUUCAAAACCCUCCAAGGGGGGGGUGAACACUGACUUAGAUAUAUGUCUACUAUAUUAUUAGCAAUACAUGUAUGUAUUACUAAUGCUAUAGUGUUCCUUUAGCUAUCUAUGAUGGAACGAAUUCUGACUCAUUAUUGCAAAACUAACUUCUAAAUUUCUUCUUAUUCCGAUUUCUGUGUAUUAGUAUUGAUGGUUUUAUCAUUUGUUCUCCAAACUGUGGUUGCUUUAAAACACACAACAUCCUUGGCACUUUUUAAGAUUGAAAAACUGGUUUUCUUUCAGUUUAAUUAAUAUUCACAUUGACUGUGUUGGAAUGUUUGGAAAAUUGCAACAAAAUUAAAGAGAUCACAAGACAAAAAAGGAAUCCACUUUAAAUGAGAUCAGAUCGUAUUACAUGUGGAUGAUGGCUCCUGUAAAAAAGAACUACUGACUAAGUAUUGUAAGAGUUGUUACUCACAUCAUCUACAUCAUGGGUCAUCAACCUGGUCCCUACCCCCCACUAGUGGGCGUUUCAGGAUUCCAGGUGGGUGGUAGGGAUUUCCUCAUUUUGAGAGAUUGGGCGGGCAGGUGCGAUCCUGCGGUACCCCUGCAACCGGGUACCUGCAUGCAAGGAGUUCAUCGGGUGGCCCAUGCUGUCAGGGCCACCCGAUGGUUAUGGAUUGUAAGAGGGCCCGGUCAGCGCGACCGGGCUAACUGUGAUUACAUCACACAACGCUGGGAGGAAGUGACUACACGUCACUCCUCCCAGCUAACACACAGACCGCACGGGAGGAAGCAGAGGGAGUCAGAGUGGGAACUCUGACUCCCAUCCACCUGAGCCACCACUGGACCUCAGGGAAUGUCACCCUCCUGCACCUAAAAGGUAGGAAACAGGAGGGUGACUAAAACAUUGUGUGUGUUUGUUUGUGUGUAUGUGUCUUUGUAUGUAAGUCUUGUGUGUGCGUAUUUGUCUUGUCUUUGUAUGUAUGUGUGUGUGUCUUAUGUGUGUGUCUAUGUAUGUAUGUAUGUAUGUAUGUAUGUGUGCCUGUCUGUUAUAGUGGGCUAUAGUAAGUGAUAGUAAGUGGGCUACCUAGCUCAGCCUUCCUACUGGGCAUUGCUAUAAGGAAGGUUAAAAAAUAGAAAAAAGUUAAAAAAACAAAAAGUGGGGAGGGGAAUUGAGGAGGGGAGCAGACGCACAGAUGAGAAAUCAUAUUAUGAGCAAACAGAGAAGUCGUCUGAAUAUCACCAAAAGAGGAGACCUUCGUUUGUUCCUUACGUAAAUUGAACCAGAUAUCAAAUAUUUAGACUCGCAGCAUCAGCCUCAAGGAUCCCAUUAAUCACUAGUAAAGGUAAUUUCAAUUUACCUUGUUUUCUCAUUAAACUUUAUAAAGUUAAAAACAUUAUAAACAUGCAUAAAGUGGAAAUAAAAAGAUAAAUGUACGUACAUUUAUUUAUUUUUUUAAAACACCCCCCCUUUCUAAAAUAUUCUGCACUUGCGCGAAAACUGGUGGGCGAUAAGGACAUUUUUCCAUCAAGAAAGAUGCAUUAGUGGGCGGUAGGUAGAAAAAGGUUGACUACCACUGAUCUACAGUGCCAUGGGUUAGCUAUCACUGUGCUAGACUGUAACACCUUCAAUUUGAUUAGAAUAUGAUUUGACAGGCAAUCAUGGUCACUCCAGCUGCUCUGGUAAAAUAAUCCAAGCAAUCCUUACACAGUAUUGGUUGUGUAGGUCUCAGCAUCUAGCUUUACAGAGGCAUUAAAUCCCUGCUGAUAAAUAGAUGGUGAUUUAUCUCUUGAAACAAAAACGGGCGGUUUCCUCUAAUCUCAGAACAAUAAAAUGCUUUUAGAUUAUAUUAUUUAUGUAACGCUUACUACAAAUUUGCAUAAGGAAACAGGGCCUGCUGUGCAUGGUAAGUCGAUUCUCCAUCCGGUUACAGUGCCCUACAGGAAAGAGACUAUUUAUAUUUACUAGACUUUUUUUUUUUUUUUUAUAUAGCUAUAUUGAGUACCGGUACAUUUAACAUACUUCUGAACUCUAGUAAAAAUGUUCACCUAGUGAUGCCUCAUCUAACCCCCUUUUGACUUUCUCCUUUUAAAGAAUCCUUUAACUUGAAAUAAUGUGGAUAGAUGAUAAAUUUUAUGUAACUCUUUUUACUUCCUGAAACUGAUCCAUGCCCGCUCCCCCCCCCCCCACUUACUCUGCGUGGGCUGGGUCCGCAACACAUGGUGUUAUUGAACGACCGCGGUAUGUGCGCCAGUGCAUGCAGAUACACAUACACUUAAAGGACCACUACAGACACCCAGAUCACAUCAGCUCAAUGAUGUGGUCUGGGUGUCAGGUCCCUCUAGUUGUAACCCUGCAGCUGAAAACAUAGCAGGUUCAGAGCGUCCAGAGGAAAGCAUUGAGAAAUGCUUUCCUAUGGACACUUUGAAUGCGCGCACACAUGGCACUUGCGCAUUAGCUCCAGUGACGUCAGACCGAGGAGCUGACGUCGGACGGGGAGGAGAGGUCACCAGCGCCAAGGAAAUCCGGCGCUGGAUUAAGGUAAGUGGCUGAAGGGCUUUUAACCCCUUCAGCGUCAAGGGAAGGAGACCCUGAGGGUGGGGGCACUAUAGUGUCAGGAAAACUGCUUUGUUUUCCUGACACUAUAGUGAUCCUUUAAGUAACAUCUGAUUAAAAAGGAAACCUUUUUUUCUUGCAGGCUGUGUCAAUCACAGCCAGGGGAGUUGUGGCUAGGGAUACAGAAACAAAAGUGAUUUAACUCCUAAAUGGCAUAGGAUUAAGCAGUAAUACGUCAGAGGCAUGAUCUAUACACCAAAACUACUUCAUUAAAAUAAAGUUUUUUUUGGUGACUAUAGUGUCCCUUUAAAGAUGAAUGUUCCAACAUAAUAGGUAUUAUCAUUAUAGGAUGCCUUUUCAGUAGUCUUUUCUGCAUUGUCUCCAUGUUCUUUAGAUUACUAUAAGGCCAUAUAUUAUGAAAGCUGGAAGGCAAAUGAUGUGAAAAUGUGACUAAAGAAGCAUUGUUUGUAUUUACAUCCACCUGUACCUUUUACACUUUCAGUUCUGCUAUCAAUCUGCUCUCUUCUCUGUGACCCAAACCCAGAUGACCCUCUGGUGCCAGAGAUUGCCCACACGUAUAAAGCAGACCGGGAAAAGUAAGUGAGAUUUAAGAGAGAAUACAGCAUACACAAAUUUAUCCACUCCAUGGCUUCCCAGUGCUGUGAGGCUCCAGCUCUUGUAUUGAUACAAGCUUUUAUUCUAGUACAAUUGUUUCAAUAGUUCUUUUGCAUAGUUCCAAUCUAAAUUGUAAAUCUGCUUGACAAGACGGAAUGUGAUUUCUGGGAUACUUCUGCUUUAUUAUUUACGCGUAAGUCUGUAAUACACUUUAGCAUGGUUCUCUGCUCAUCAGUCAUUUAUACUUCACAUGUAGCAACUAUAUGUUACACAAUACAUUCAAUGUGUUUGCGUGUGAAUGAUAACACGUUGGGUGGGAAAAAUAGAAUUUUGUCCAGCUGUACAAAAUGCAAGGAUUUUGUCCAGCUGUACAAAAUCCUUGCAUAGUUGUCCAAGAAAAAAAAGGUAAGGGUGUGAGAAUGUCUGCCAAGUCCUAAAGGGAAACUUUCUCCAGUUACUGUUGAUGAAGAUCUACUUUUUAGUUUGCUUAUUAGUGCAUUAUACAAUCCAAUUCAUAAAGCAAUGGAGACACAUUUCUACUCCAAGGUUUCUUAUAAAUAUGGGUGUGGUUGUUUAAACCCUAUGGAUUCAUGUUUUUAAAUAAGUAAUAAAAAAUAUCACUUCAGGACCAAAUUAGUUUAAAGGAACACUAUAGGGUCAGGAACACAAGCAUGUAUUCCUGACCUUAUAGUGUUUAAUCCACCAUUUAGUUGGCUUAACCGUAACUAGAAAAGGUGAAAACUCACCAUAUUUCCAGCACCGCGCAGGACUUCUGACACGGGCCCCACCCCAGAUCCACCUCCUUGGUGACCUCAUCAAAAUUGCCAAUUUUUAGCCAAUCCAAUGCUUUCCCAUAGGAGGGUAAAACGCCAUUUUAGCCAAUUAGCACCUCCUCAUAGAGAUGCAUUGAAUCAAUGCAUCUCUAUGAGGAAAAUUCGGUGUCCCCGUUCAUCGCGUAGAAUCGCUGAACGGCAGUGCUGCCUACUGUGCAACACUGCCCCAGGAAGCACAGUCAGUGGCCAUCUGAGGAUUGGCCACUUGGAGGUGUCCCUAAGGGGCAAUGUUUGCAUUAAAAUGCCUUAAGGCAAUGGUUACUCACCAGAACAACUACAGAUGGUCCUCGUUUUGCAACCUACCUGUUUUACGAUGGCUCGCACUUACGACCAGAUCUCCGUCGUGGGAAUUGGAAGGAUUCCCUGCCCUGUUGAGUUCGUCUGUGUUCGGGGAUAUUUCCCCCGAACAUAAAAGAACGCAGCAGAGAAGGGAAUCCCUUAACUCCUCACUUACCGACCAAUUCGUUCUACGAUUAGGUCGUAGGAAAGGAACCCCGUCGGUAAGUAAGGAGUAUCUGUACAUUAAGCUAUAGUUGUUCUGGUGACUAUAGUGUCCCUUUAAGAGCUGUUUUUAAGUAUCAGUUAAGCUAUAAUCAUACUAAGCAUGAUAGGAGUUGUAGUGCAGCAGGGGCAGGCAACUUGCCUAGGACAUAAAUACCCACCAGAGUGUUUUUUUUUUGUGUGGUUUUUUUGGUUUGUUUUUUUUCCUCUCUGACAUCUGCACCAAGUAAAGAUAGAGCUCAAAAACCAAAACAGUUUUAUUAGGGUUGUGGCAAUUUAAAAAAACAAAAACAAAACAAAAUCUGCUUUUCCAAAAAAUAAAGCAGUAUCCCAAACUACUGUCCGUUUUAACAAUAUGUUUGUCCUGACACAAAAAAAUUUCAGAUUGGGGUACCUGUCUACACUCAGACUGGGUUAUUCACUAAACUCUGAAUUUACACAAAGUCAAUCCAAAUGGAAAAACUGAAACAAAAAAAAAAAGCCAUUCUGGAAACAAAGCAAGAGUCACAAACAUUCAAGUUUCAUUUGUAAAUAUUUGUAUAUUUGUAAAUUUAUAGGAUAGCCCUGUGUGUGCAAGCAGUCUGUGUGUAAUGUGUGCGGUGUGUUUUGGCUGUGUGUGUGUGUGCAAUGUUUGCUGACUGUGUGUAAUGUGUGCUGUGUCUUUCCCCUUCCUGAUUAGCUUUCUGCAGGGAGGGGGACUGUGGCAUCUGGUGGCAUUUAGGGGUUACAGUCCCUAAUGGUUUACUAGUUUGAAGUCCCCGGUGAUCCUGUGUGAGAGUGUGCGGUCUGCACACCACAGUAAUAGAUUUUUAGCUGUCUGGUGUAUACUGGAAAUCCAGACUGCUGCACUAUGACUUAUUAGUGUGUGCUGGACCGCACUACUGUGAUUAUUGUGGACUGCAUCUCCAGCUCCCUGGCACUAAACCUCCCUGCCUCAGGGCAAAUAACUGCCACCCGGAUUUAUACGUUCUGGGUGUUGGCUGAUCAGAAUCUCACACCCCCGUUUGUUUUUCUUUUUACAAAGCUGAGCGUUAAAUUACUUGAGAGUGAUGUAGCAGGAGCUUUGAUACAGUUUGGGUUAUUCAGUUAAGACUCGAUUAUGUCCAGAUGAGGGCUCUAAAUAAUUAAACAAUUUAAAUGUCCAGUCCCUCUAACCUCAAAUAAUGGUAUGUUCCCCAUUAAAAUGAAUUAACCCUACGUACUCUACUGCUCCCUAAUAGUGAGGGCGGUUUUUGUUUUCUUGUAUUUGUUUUAUUGCCUUUCCUUUACUAUUAUUAUGGUGACACGGGUAGAUAGAGUUCUAUUUUUAUUUUUUUAUUAGGUUGUUCCCUGAAUAUUAUAAUUAUGGGAGGACAUUGUGGUUAGGGCCAGGGGAAGAACAUUAAGUCCUACAUCUUUAAUAUUCUUAUUAGAGUGGUCCCUACCUGCUGUUCAUUGAUGGGGGGGGGCGAUGGGAUGACAUUAGGUCCCACCCCCUUUAAUAUUAUAAUUAGGGCCCCAGGCCACCGUCAAUGUGUGGGACUGUGUUAUGGACAUUUGGUUACUCCCCCUUAUAUUAUAAGCGCCCCCACAUAUGGUUUUUCAUCUGUACAUCCCUCAUUAUUUAUUAUAAUUUUCCCAUACCAUGAUGCUCAAGUUAACAUGGGGCCUUUCUACCGAAUGGGCCGCAAUUACUGCCAAGUGUCUAAUUUUAAGAAUUUAGCAAAUAUGUCCACACCUGUCACAUGGCAGGUGGGUGCAUAGGGAGGUUUUAAACCCCCUUAAAAUAAUAUGGGGGACUUCUUGACCCACAUAUACUUUUAAUUCAUUUUUUUAUUUAUAAACCGUUGCACAGCUGAGUGUUUAACUAUUUGCCAACUGGUUGGGCCUGGAUUUGAAGCUUUCGGUCUGGAUUUCAGUCAUCUGAACCAGAUUUGGGUGCCCAAAUCGCAAAUACCAGACAAUGUUGAAUACAUGAAAAAUUUCUAGAUUUUGAAGUACCCCUCAUGAAAGUAUUUUUUUUUUAUUAAUUUAAAUUCCAAAUGAAACAUAAACACUCAUAUUUCAGUUAAUCAUAUGUUGGAGAACAAGCAUGAUUAAAGGUAGAGUGUAGUCACUACAAACAAACAAAAAUUAAAAUAACCUAUUGCAGCAUAUGUGUGGGCAUUUAUACAUUGAAAAAGAACAGGCGUCUGAAACGUCUUUUUAAAUGUGGGUUUCAUACGUGUGCCCUUUCUACUAAGUUGCGCAUUGUGUUGCAUCUAGUUUACUUGCCUGAUUAAAGGUAGUAAAGAAUAUUUGUAAAAUAAAUGACAAUGUGAAUAUUGUGUAUGUAAGAGGAGCGUAUGAAGUAUAAAAGUCACAAAAUGAAAAUAUACUACCGACAUAAUAGUUACACACAGAGGACACAUACACCUAAACAUACACAUUUACACAUAGGAAACUGACACACACACACUUUUACACAGAGAGGAAACAAACACUUUUACACACAUUUGGAAACACUGAUACACUCUCAUUAAUUUGCCACAUACUGACAGACACAUAAACACUAACUGACACACGCACACACACAGUUACAGACAGAGGACACUGACACACAUAGAUUCAUUGACAGGCACACAAACUGAUUUUACACACUGACACCCACUCACUAAUUUAACACACUGAUGGACAUAUAUUCUCUCAAACACAGUCACAAAUUAUUUUCUAUUUAAAUUCAUCCAGUCUCUCUACCUUUGGAAGAGCGGGAGUGGAUCCUUUCCCUGGGGUCCAGUGUGGGGCUUGUGUAAUCUUCAUGCUCUUUCAGAAGUGCUCUCUCGUGCACAGUUUAGUGAUGCUGGGGCUGAAGUAACAUCGGAACCUGCAUCACCGCAGGGCGUGCGAGGGAGCAGUUCUGGAAGUUAAUGAAGAUUACAGCUCCCUCUCUGCCUCCAUUCUCCCUCUCCACACUGUAUUUGGGCAGAGUAGGAACCUGCCUACUCUAUCUUGGCGCACAGCCGACGCCAAGGUGACUAGCCAGUCAGCUCUUCACAAGAAUCUAGACUAGGGCAUGCUGUAUGUUGUCACCAGAAGGAAAAGUUGCACAAAACUGGUGUUAUUAGCCAGGAAGAUGUUAUAAGGAAGACAAAUUUAAACGCUGUCGAUAAGACUAUUUUAACAGACUAUUAGUGCGAUGACAACGUGUCACAUUGUGUCCAGCUCUGAGUGGGAUUACAUUAAUUACUCUGGAUUAACAAGGAUGUCACAUGGCCAUUGUACUGAGGGACAUAAAAACGCACCCUUAAGGACCACACUGAGUAAUCCAUGUAUUAUUUAGUCCACAUUGACCAAUACAUCCAUUUAAUAAGAAUUUUGAAAGAUAUAAAUGCCCAUGUGCCAUUCCAAUUGAUAGGCCCUAUUUGCCUUGAUUUACACAAAUACAGCACCCCUCUUAAACUGAAUAUUUCUGGAAUGUAAGUCAUUGCUUAUAUUUACUUAUUUUAAAUAGAUUUUUGUAUUAUUAUCCCUAAGCCAUGUUAUUAACUAAAAUAAUAUAUUGGAUGGAACACUGAAUUACAAAAUGUAGCGUAAUAUGACCAUGCUCUGAAUAAACCCUAAGGUAAUGCUACAUUUACUCAAAAUGGUGUCUUUCUCCUAGAGGGCUAGAGUCUCUCCUAAAAGAGAUUGUUUGUGGUGCCAGUAUGGCCAUUAUGAAUUUCACUGCAUUGCUUAUACAGAGCCAAUCCUGAUAUUCACCUUCCCACUCUAAUGAUGUUAUAGUACUUAUUAUUUGCUUAACAUAAUUCAGUUGUAAUUCUUUCUCUGUUCUGUUUUUAUUGUUUUUCUUUUUUCUUUUCUCUGCAGGUAUAACAGACUAGCACGAGAAUGGACACAGAAAUAUGCAAUGUAA
Molecule: messenger RNA, 15286 nt
Organism: Pelobates cultripes (western spadefoot toad)
Lineage: Eukaryota; Metazoa; Chordata; Amphibia; Anura; Pelobatidae
Source: the annotation of a GenBank genome assembly